Cyprinus carpio (common carp) is the source of this 7768-nucleotide messenger RNA. Its product is annotated as INO80 complex subunit D-like. Lineage: Eukaryota; Metazoa; Chordata; Actinopteri; Cypriniformes; Cyprinidae. The record is from RefSeq and is a predicted model, not a curated record. Gene Ontology annotation, cellular component: nucleus.
GCAGCGCCGGUAGGGGUGCUGUGAGUCCGCCGAGCACUGAACUCUAAACCCCCGCAGAUCUGUUCAAUGAGAGCAGACACGAUAACAUUAUAUUGAAAGUACAUUAGUGGUCGCUUUGACGGUUCACCACCUCAACAGGGAGUAACAUUCCUAAGCAUAAGGAAUUCCGAUGAAUAUUCGGUGCAGUUGAUGAUCGGCGGCGUUUGUACAGUCUGUCCGGAGUGAGACCCCGUAGAGGCUGAAUCCACUGCAGCUGAUGUUCUCAGGGACCAGAGGCACGUGAUGUACGAAGGUAAACACAUCCAUUUCUCAGAGGUGGAUAAUAAGCCGCUGUGCUCCUACAGCCCCAAACUCUGCAAGCAGCGCAGGUUGAACGGAUACGCCUUCUGCAUUCGUCAUGUUCUGGAGGACAAAACCGCUCCGUUUAAACAGUGCGAAUAUGUGGCCAAGUACAACAGCCAGCGAUGCACCAACCCAAUCCCCAAAGCAGAAGAGCGAAGAUACUGUAACAGCCACCUACAGGUGCUUGGCUUCAUCCCGAAGAAGGAGCGUAAGAAGAAGCAGGAUGCUCUGGAGGAGGUUCGUGCCCGCGCUCACGUGGAGUCCGUCGCUCUGAACAUCACUGUUCCCUCUCUGGCUCUGAGAGACACUAAUGGGCUGGAUGGCCUCCCUCCGUCUCCGCUCUGCUCCCGUCUGACUCCGAUGCCACUCUCGGACUCCGACAUCCUUGACCCCUUUGCCUUCUAUGAGGAGGACACGGACGGAGAGGAAAGCGUGGCGCAGAAGAGCUCCAGCAAGAGGAAGCUGCCCAGCAGGCCAGUGAUUGGUCUGAGGGUGACCGCUCGGGACCUGGAGCACCGUCAGCCGGACAUCGAGCACUUUAGCGCCGUCACUGAACCCUGCACACUUCCAACCUCCCCACAACCACCUCCACCACCGGCUCCACCUCCGCCUCAACCCUCGGCGAGGCUUGUCCAGCCCCCUCAACAUACAGAUCGGCCCGCUUACGCCCAACAUGGGGCAGUGCAGACUCUGCUAUGCAAGCCAGCUCCACCUCAGACUGGGCCUUCUGUUUUGUCUGGUCUGCUCCCGUCAGCUGGGGUUCAGAACCAGCCUGUUAGCCGGAGACCUGUCCCUGCUGCGUCCCCUCGUCCAGCUGCUGCCCAGGACUGCCCACAGCCCCGCGCCGUGGCCAUGCGCCCCACUGCCUUUACAGCACCCCCGGUCUGCCUGCUCAGACUACAGCACCUUGUGCAGCUUUACACUCAGAGACAGAGAGAACAUGGAGACCUGUUCCCACAUCUUGGGCUAGACUGGUCUGAGGACAGUUCAGAUGAUGAAGAUACAGAGGAGCUUGUUCCUUUAUUGCCUCAGGCCUGGAGACUUCAGGAAAGAAGCUCACAUCAAAGCUCCUCCAAUGAAAAGCCGCUUUCCCGGCGGGCACGUCUGGCGCAGCUAUGUACAUACCUACAGGAGAGGUAUAAACACCUGUGCCGACAGGACAGGGCAGCCACCCGUCACAGCAGAUACCGAUACGCCUUUCGGAAAGCUCUUCUCCAUGCUGCAAGCAAAGACCCAGACUGCACUGCACAGCUCAUUCAGAAACUCAGCAAGAGCUCACAGACCUCAGCCUGCUCACACAAGUAUGAAAGGACAAUGUGUACGGGAACCACGAAGGGUCAAAACUGCAGCAACAUAGCUUUGCCGUUUUCACAUCACUGUUUUCAGCAUAUCCUGUUGAAUCGCUCUCAGCAGCUGUUCUCCAGUUGCACGGCGCGGUUCGCUGAUGGACAGCAGUGCUCUGUUCCUGUGUUUGACAUCACACACCAGACACCUCUUUGUGACGAACAUGCCAAGAAAAUGGAUAAUUUCCUGCGUGGGGAUGGCAACAGACGCAGUCAGCAGCAGCAGCUGCGGCGCCCACGUAAGAAGACCAAGCCGCCUGCACUGACGAAGAAACACAAAAAGAAAAGAAGACGAGGUCCGCGCAGACCGCAGAAGCCCAUUCCUCCUGCUGUGCCACAGGGCAACUUGCUAAUGCCCUCCCUCUCACUACCCCCUCACCACGCCCAUAUCAGCAGGAGUCCGUCAACCCCUGAACUCAGCGCAGACGAGCUUCCUGACGACAUCACAAACGAAAUGCCUGACAUUCCCAAUGAUCUUGAGCUGAAUCAGGAAGAUUUCUCUGAUGUGCUGCCCAGACUUCCCGAUGAUCUUCAGGAUUUUGACCUUUUUGAGGGUAAGAAUGGAGAGUUGUUGCCCACCACAGAGGAGGCAGAGGAGCUGGUCAGAGCCCUGCAGGCCAUGGGGUCAUAUCCCGACUCCCUGGUGUGUUUGUCCACAAUGGGCGAACUGACCCCAGCAGACGGAGUAGACCACCGAACCAUGGCUGUGUUCUCGGGAUCAGGGGUCACAGCAACUGGCAUCGGAGACCUUCUAAACGGCCGAAUGGCUUCAGAGACUUUUCCCAAUCUAGAGCUGGAGGGAAACCUCCUCCACGCCCCGACAGACCAUCAUUUCCCAACGUCCCCUUCUCCCCAGCCAACCCAGAGCAGCACCACCGCAUCCUCUACAAAUCCCAAUGGUGGGUUAUCAGAACGAACGUUUUCCCGAGCUCCCAAACCAGACUCGUCCCCACCAGGUAGUCAUUACAGCAGCGAGCAUGUGCCAUCGCCCUACAGGGAUCACAUCUCACCCCCACAUGGUGCCUCUUAUCAAACCGACCCGCAUCUCUUGCUGGAGGUGCCUUUGAGUGGAGCGCCCGGGCCACCGCGCACCUCCUGGAAUAACCUCCCGCUUUCACUCACAGACCCAGCACAGUUUGGUAACCUUCUCACUGCUGAAACUCACCUGCUUUCCACCGCUCUGUCCACCCCGCCCUCCAUGUCCCACUCCACAAUCCUGCAGCCCACCGCUGCUCUCUCUGCUCUAGCCCAACCGGGCCUGACUGGCCUCACCUCACCCUCAUCCUCGCCCUCUUCACGUGACCUUCUCACCCCCACCCAACCUAAACUACAGCUCCCACAGUUUAGCGCAGCCUUCGGCCACCAACUGGCUUCCCACAGUGGGAUCCCCAAAGACCUGCAACCCAGCCAUAGCUCGACAGCGCCACCUACAGGCUUUACCAUCACUAGUGCCACUGCUGCCACUCCCCCGUUCCCUCAGAGCAACUGAGUCUGCUUAGAGAGACCACCCCAUCUCACAUUUUAAAGGGAUAGUUCACUCAAACAUGAAAACUGUCAUCAUUUACUCACCCUCAUGACUUUCAUUUGUCCUUGGAACAAGAAAGGAGAAAUUUUUAACAAUGUUCACUCUCUGCUCUUAAAAAUAAAAAAGUUAAGUAGCUAACAAGGGCUGUCAAGCUCCAAAAAAGCACUGUUAAUUUCUGCACAUUUAAACUGGUGUAUAACAAUCGGUUAUGACGUGUGACGAUUAGGAUUGUUUAGCAAUGUCUUUGCGUGGCAUAUUUGCCCAUUUACACACUGCAAGAUUUUGAGUGAGUAAAGGCCUGUUCACACCAAGACAAAUGUUCAGUAAACAUUUUAAUUUGAAUGAAUGGCUGUUGAUGCAUAUGCAACACAAAAAUAGUCGCACACUGUCAGUGCUAAUUUGGCACACAUUAAGCAGUCAUGGCCUAAUGGAUAGAGAGUUGGACUUGUAACCUGUAGGUCAUGGGUUCAAGUCUCAGGUCCAGCAGGGAUUGUAGGUGGGGGGAGUGAAUAAUCAGCGCUCUCUUCACCUUCAAAACCAUGACUGAGGUGAGACCCUUGAGCAAGGCACCGCACCCCCAACUGCUCCCUGGGUGCCGCAGCAUUGUCUGCCCACUGCUCCAGGUGUGUGUUCACCGUGUGUGUGUCUGCGUGUUUGUUCACUACUCACUGCUCUGUGUGUGUGCACUUGGAUGGGUUAAAUGCAGAGCACAAAAUCCAAGUAUGGGAAUUACGUCACAUCCUUUCCUUUUCCAUUCCACUACAAAGGAAACUCUCUUGUCUCUGGAAUUUGUUUUUUAAUAAAAAAGUCUGAACGGCUGUUUGAAAACAUGAAAAUACUGUUAAAUUAACUUUCUUCUUUGUGAUAAGUGGGUGUCAGAAGUGGAAAUUAGCACAGUGCUCUUCUGUACUGCUGUACUUCUGUUUUUCAGUAAGCGCCACCUACUGUCAUAGAGUGUAUUUGCAUUUUCAUUCAACACAUCUGCCUUUUUCCCCAUUGGUCUUAACAGAAAAACAAAUGUGUAAACAGGCCUUUAAUUACUUAAACUUCAGUCAGUUCCUAACACAAAGCUAUCGUAUGUCUUCAAAAGACUUGGAAUAUAGUGUACAAAUCAUAUGGACCUUUUUUAUGGUGCUUUCAUGUCCAUUCAUUUUAAUUGCCUGAAGAAGAGCAGUCUGAACAUUCUUGAAAACGUCUCCUUUUGUGUUCUUAAGAAGAAAGUAUGGCUUUAAGGGUUUCUCUUUUGGGUGAACUAACUCUUGAAUUUCCAUCACCAACCAUAGAUCAGCAGCAGAUUUGAGUCUUUCUGUACACGUAUCUCUGCUUGGUGUGUCAACAGUGUCCAUCCUCUGUUUGUUAUCAUUGUGGUCCAAGAGUUAUGUUCUACCCUCAUAUGCCCUUUUUCCACUAAAUGGUGCUAGUGCAGGAGCCAGUGAUCUGUGGAGCUGUCUCAGAGCCGACCCAUAUUUCUUGAUAGCCAAUCUAUGAUCUAAUUGACAACAUUACUACAUUACCAAAUCAUGCGCAUUACAGUCUUAGUUUAUUCCAGUUUUUGAGAACUUAUUUUAAUUGAAUUAUAACAACAAUCAUGAUUCACACAUAUGAUAUUUUGUAAAUAAAUCAUUGUUUCAGACAGACUAUGACAAUAAUGUUGCUGGAGAAGCUGUGCAGCACGAUUAAAAAUAGAAAUGUCAACUGAGGUUGUGUGUGAAAUAUAUUUUUACGUUAUAUAGGAAUCUUUUAGCAUCCAGUGACUUUAAUCUUACUAUCUGCAGGUUUAGAAGGUAAGGCACAAAACCACCUUUUUUCAGUAGAAACGUGCAAAAUGGUGCAGGCACCAGCACUGUGUCAGUGGAAAAGGGUUGAUGGUCUGUUGUACUAAGGCUAGUGGAUCAUAUAUUCUUGUCAUAUUACUUGUUCCAUUAGUAUAAUAUUCCUCAAAUGAGAGUAGCAGGUUGUUGGUUGGCUUAUGUCCUGUAGAGUCCUUGUGAGAGGAAUCUGCUGGUGUGUGUUGGCUGGAAAAAGAGCAGGCAAGACUUGUUUAUACUUGGUAUUAGCAUCAGUCUCUGGUAAUCUGAUCACAAGAAGUCAGCUGAGGAAUUAUCAUUUACAUAUGGUGUUAACAUGCAUUUCCUUUCACCUUAUGCCCAUUUAUGGUGGGUUUUUGUUGAGGGGAGUUAAUGUGCAAAAUUGCAGCUCAUUGAUUAAGUAUUAAAUGAGAAGGUGGUCCAGGAUGCAUUAAUGUAAUGCGAUGUGGCAUCUCAGAAAGUGUGAUUGGAUCACCCAAGAUGCAUACCAAGUAUAAAAACAAACCAUAAAUGUCAACACUGUCAUAACGGCACUGCAGUUGUCUCAACUUUUCAGACACUAGCCCAGAAUGAACUCCAGCACAGCCAACAACACUCCUGUCUCUAUAUAACAGGACUGGUCUAAACUUGAUGUGGUCUCGAGAGAAUCCACCAUACGACUUGUAAUCAGGACACAAAUCUGUAUGACUGAACAGUGUGAUUCAUUGAUGGGUCUUUGCACAUGCUCAGUGGACCAGGCCUGGACUGCUCACAUCACAAGGUUAAAGCAAUAAUCUCCUCAGCAGAGUCUCUCAUACCAGUCUCCAGGUGCGGCUCACUCCCAGCAGCCUCAGUGACAAACAGCUGGAUCUCAUCCUCCUUCAACGGUUUUUCAUGUUUGAUUCACGGCAAAGGUCUCAACUUUGCUAAUCUUGUAGAAACACUGACAUGGAACUCUUUCAGUGAAGAGUAAACAGAACAAUGACACUUUGAGGUGAUAUUUUGCCAAAUACAUGGGUUCAAAUGUUUGUUGUUCUUCAUGGUGCUUAAUCAGUUUAGGACCUUGUUUGGUCUUUCUAAUACAAGAGCCCUUGGUGGCAAGGUUUCCGAGUACGGUAGAGCUGGAAGAUGGAAUGAAUGGGUGGCAGGAGAGUUGAGGUCAACUGAAAUAACCCUGCGUUUGUUUUGUGGACAUUUGGUGCAAUUUCUAUGGAGAAUGGUUUGUGCAACCUGAUGGUUCUUCUCCAGACUUCCACAGAAGUGUCAGGUUCAAACUCAGCCAUUUUUAGUCACCGUCAGUCAGCCUUAUGCCACGUGGGACCAAUGUUCCCUGCAGAUUUCAUUUUCUCUUUUGAAGCUAAGACCGUAAAACCAAGGUUUUUGGUAGAUUUUAGACACUGAACGAUUAUCUUAUAUAUUAAGUAUUAAAUAUAUUUAUAGAAUAGAAUCCUCUAGAUUGGGUUUUAUUGGUUGACUUGAGUGGCGAAAGGUAAAUAUGAAAUUUUAAAGAAAACUAGUCAUUUGCAACAUACUUGGUGGAACCGAUGCAUUUAGUGGCAUAAUGUUUGGUAGUUUUAAUGGCUAUCAAAAUUCUCGUGAUUAAUCAUUUUGUAUUGAUUGAUGUUGUGUAUCUGUGUCAUUUCUUUGGAUGAAGAGACUGUGAUCAUGUGCAACAGUAUUUUUGAUAGCUAUUAAAAAAUAACAGUCGGUGGUCGCUGAAAGACAUAAUACCACAGCCGUGGCCCUUAUGCACUUAGUCUAAUCCAAUCUCACUAGUCAGAAAAGAAAAAAAGAUUGGGUCUCAUUCACGAAAAACCAUUCUUAUGUAAUUACAUUUAAUAAUUUCUAAAGAAAGACCAGUGACAGUUUGUGCAAGAAUGGUUUUAAAAAAGAUUGUUAAUUCUUGCAUAAACUGAACAGUUCAUAAAACUGCUGUUACAUAAUUUUCACACUGAAUGGAAUCAUUUGUCAAACUGUUAUAAAUUGUGGCAUUGAACUGGUUUAAAACCACUCAGAUUGAAUCAUUCGUAGAAUCAUUCUUGUACAAGUUACGCUUAGCUUACGUAAUAAUGGUUUUAUGAUGAUUUACACACAUUCAUUCUGCUCCGUUUCAUGAAAGAGAUCAUUUGUGUGGCAGAAUGAUCACAGGCAUACUGGAGCCGUUACUUCAUUUGGAGGCAUCCUUGAGCAAGUCAAUCUCUCAAGGUUCAUUUGUAGUGACAAAACAUUGUUCGUUUUCUAGGUCAUCUCCUGUGAUCAGCUGCACUUUCACCUGCACUGUGUUCCACAGGUUCGAAAUGACUUUUCAGUCUGCUACUUGUGAACAAGAGUCGUCUUUGUUUAUUCUCCCCACCAAUGUUCAUCAGUUGUGGCAAAAGCAUUUUUGUUGCUCUAACGAGCUGAAAUGUUGUGUGCAGUCCAAGUUUUUACUGUGUUACUACUGUGUGAAUGACAGCAGGUCCGCUGCACAGAGAAACCCCCAGACAAAAGUCGCUUGCACUCUGCGUUUAGAUGGCUGACUGAUUCCUGUACUCACUGAAUGUACUGUAGAACUGUUUUUAAAAUUCAUAGGAUAAAUCUAGUCACCUUUUGUUAUUGGUCUUUAAUUUGUCUAAGGUAUUUUUUUGUAUACAAAAGUUUACAUUUUUAUGUAUAUUUUUCUUGUGUAAAAAUUAUGUAAUAUGUGUAUAAAAUUGUAUGUAAUAUCUGUAUAUAGAGUGACAAAUUCUGAUCUUGUUUUUGGAUGUAAGAAUUAAAAUUGUGUGAAUUUG